Molecule: messenger RNA, 1554 nt
Organism: Aspergillus eucalypticola CBS 122712
Lineage: Eukaryota; Fungi; Ascomycota; Eurotiomycetes; Eurotiales; Aspergillaceae
Product: glycosyltransferase family 20 protein
Exons: 5
Coding region: 1-1554 (517 amino acids)
Biological process (GO): trehalose biosynthetic process; cellular response to heat
Cellular component (GO): alpha,alpha-trehalose-phosphate synthase complex (UDP-forming); cytosol
Molecular function (GO): alpha,alpha-trehalose-phosphate synthase (UDP-forming) activity
Source: RefSeq, a predicted model, not a curated record
AUGCCCUCCCUUGAGAACCCCACCUUUCAGGGUGAGGCUCGCUUGCUCCUCGUCUCCAAUCGGCUUCCAAUCACCAUCAAGCGAUCGGAUGAUGGUCGCUAUGACUUCUCCAUGUCCUCCGGUGGCCUGGUCAGCGGAUUGAGUGGCCUGUCCAAGUCCACGACCUUCCAAUGGUACGGCUGGCCCGGUUUGGAGGUCCCGGAGGAGGAGAUUCCCGUUGUGAAGCAACGCCUGAAGCAGGAGUAUAACGCUGUGCCAGUGUUCAUUGAUGACGAGCUGGCAGAUCGUCACUACAAUGGCUUCUCUAACUCUAUUCUCUGGCCCCUCUUCCAUUACCAUCCCGGCGAGAUUACCUUUGAUGAGUCCGCCUGGGAGGCGUACAAGGAGGCCAACCGCCUCUUCGCCAAAGCGGUUGCGAAGGAAGUUCAAGAUGGAGACUUGAUCUGGGUGCAUGAUUAUCACUUGAUGCUCCUUCCCGAGAUGCUGCGCGAGGAGAUCGGCCAUAGCAAGGAAAAUGUCAAGAUUGGCUUCUUCCUCCACACGCCCUUCCCUAGCAGCGAAAUCUACAGAAUCCUCCCAGUGCGGAACGAGUUGUUGCUCGGUGUUCUGCAUUGCGACCUGAUCGGGUUCCAUACCUACGACUACACUAGGCACUUCUUGAGUGCUUGUUCACGACUCUUGGGCUUAACAACUACACCUAAUGGGAUUGAGUUCCAGGGCAAGAUCAUUGCUUGCGGUGCCUUCCCUAUCGGCAUUGACCCGGAGAAGUUUGAAGAGGGGUUGAAGAAGGAGAAGGUCCAGAAACGCAUUGCGAUGCUGGAACAAAAAUUUCAGGGCGUAAAACUUAUGGUGGGCGUGGACCGCUUGGACUACAUCAAGGGUGUUCCCCAAAAAUUGCAUGCCCUUGAGGUAUUCCUCAGCGAUCAUCCAGAGUGGGUUGGCAAGGUUGUCCUGGUUCAGGUUGCUGUUCCUAGUCGACAAGAUGUGGAAGAAUACCAGAACUUGAGGGCUGUUGUAAAUGAGCUGGUGGGCCGUAUAAAUGGCAAAUUUGGCACCGUUGAAUUCAUGCCUAUCCACUUCCUGCACAAGUCAGUCAACUUUGACGAGCUAAUUGCUCUGUACGCGGUUUCCGACGCCUGCAUUGUUUCGUCGACCCGCGACGGAAUGAACCUCGUUGCCUAUGAGUACAUCGCAACACAGAAGAAGCGUCAUGGUGUCUUGGUGCUUUCCGAGUUCGCGGGUGCCGCUCAGAGCCUUAACGGCAGUAUCAUUAUCAACCCCUGGAACACUGAAGAGCUGGCGGGUGCUUAUCAGGAAGCGGUAACCAUGAGCGACGAGCAGAGGGCCCUCAACUUCUCCAAGCUCGACAAAUAUGUCAAUAAAUAUACAAGUGCAUUCUGGGGCCAGUCCUUCGUGACCGAACUGACUCGCAUCUCGGAGCAUUCAGCGGAGAAGUUCCAUGCUAAGAAGGCUUCUCUCAGCGACAACAACUCUGAGAACGGAGAACGUUCUAACGGUGUAGAUACCCCGGACCAGGAGCAAGUGGCACAGUGA